AUGAGGGACAACCCCCAGUUUGUCAAAUGGUUAACCCACCAAGAAGGUGGCAGCUUUCGACCGGUACAGUAUGCUGUAUUCGGCUGUGGUAACAGAGAAUGGCAGCACACGUAUCAGGCAACUUCGAUCUUCCUCGACAACCGGUUGAAAGAGCUCGGAGCGCAAGCUGUUGCCGACCGGGGCCAAGUUGAUGCCGGUGAAGGGAACAUAUUCGCCGACUUUGACACCUGGCAAACAGACCACUUGUGGCCAGGUAUCGCGAACAUCCAUGGCAACCAGUGGGUACAUGAUGGCCUACUAGAUACUGUCGACACUGAGCCGCUGGAUAACAACUACCAGAAUCCCAAUUCGGGGGGUUCAGACCUGCCCAGCGUGAUGGAUGUCGAAGUGGAGGAGAUCAAAGCCUUGACCGCCGAAGAGACUCGCCCCAAGUUUUGGGCUAAGCUCAAACUCCCAAAAGGGGCUGGCUAUGACGUUGGCGAUUAUCUCCAGGUUUACCCUCGCAACUCCGUACAGGACAUAGAGAGGCUCAAACACGCUCUCAAGAAACAGGGACACGAUGAGACAGAUCCUGUCGUCAGCAAGAUCUCUUCCCACCACGAGCUGAGCCUGCCAGCAAGUUCCAAGGCCAUCGGUACAAAGCAAAUAGAGAUACUGAUCCAAGCCUGCGCGAGCGAGAAAGACAAAGCUGGGCUAUCAGAAAUUGCGAAAAGCUCUUUCAACACUUCCCCCACCGUCCGACCAUCGAUAUUGGAGCUGCUUCUCAGUGUGCUUGCCCUUGCACAGCUAGUCACCUUACUCCCGCCAAUUCGCCCACGACUAGACUGUAUCUCCUCUUCACCGCUGGCCUCGCCGAAUCAUUGCGCAUUAACAUGGUCCCUGAUAACCCGGGACGGCGCCAUACCCGGCCUCGCAUCAAACCGUCUUGCCGGCCUCCAGCCGGGCGAUACCCUAACCUGCGCCUCACGGCCCGGCCACGACCGCUUCCGUCCACCACCGCAGCUUUCAACUCCCAUCAUCAUGAUAUAUGCCAGCGUUGGAAUCGCGCCGUUUCUCGGCUUUGUCGCCCACCGCGCUGAAAUGGUGCGACGAGAACCAGCACUCAGGGAACAGCUUGCCCCCAUGCUGCUCUACAUUGUUGGUCGCAGCCUGCGACACGUGAUCCAUCCCGAGGAGCUACGGCGCAGUGCCGUUAUCGAUGUACGGUACGCGAACUCGAAAGGCGAGGCCGACGCGGCUUCUUAUGUCCCUGUGCUGGCUGUCUUUAUCACCCUUACGGCCGUCGUUGUUGCCAUGCGCCUCAUGGCCCGAGUACUCAUGGCUCUUCCCCUGUGGUGGGAUGACUUUGCCAACUCUGGCGCUAUGCUGUUGUGUCUAGCCUACACGGUUUAUGCGAUCAAAAUCAAAGACGGUGGAUCGGGUAUUGACUUGUGGGCGGUCCCGUUGGACAAUAUCAGUGACCUGUUGGCUGGCUACUACGUCCUACCAGUAUUAUAUACCAUUGCACGCUUGCUCAACAGAGUCUCGAUCAUUCUCUUCUAUAUACGCGUCUUCCGGACCUCUCAAUCUGAACCUCUCCUAUGGAAAACCCUUUACGGAAGCAUAGUGAUGAGCAUGCCACUGGUCCUUGUGGCAAUCUUCGAAUGUACACCAGUAUCCUUCUAUUGGCUGGGCUGGGAUGGAGAAUCGAGUGGUCAUUGCAUCGAUCGAAAGUCUUUCCUAUGGGCUGUCUGGGUUAUCCUUCUGUUGUACGAUUUCUGGAUCCUGGGAGUUCCAAUGCCCUCCGUGGCCAAACUCCAACUUUCUCUACGAAAGAAGGUCCUAGUCGCUAUCAUGUUUAGUACUGGACUCGCGUAA
Messenger RNA from Anthostomella pinea, 1857 nucleotides. The record is from the annotation of a GenBank genome assembly. Lineage: Eukaryota; Fungi; Ascomycota; Sordariomycetes; Xylariales; Xylariaceae.